AUGAUGUGCUGCAGUGGUGUGGUGCACCUGGUGGGGGGUUUGACUGGUCUGGUGGGGGCAUGGAUGGUGGGUCCCAGAACAGGCAGAUAUGGGGGUACAUCAACUCAGAGGAAGAGGGACUUCGAGAGAAUGGACAACCCCACCAACUCACUACUCGGAAUGUUCAUAUUAUGGUGGGGUUGGCUCGGGUUCAACUGUGGCAGUACAUACGGGGUCGCUGGUGGAAAAUGGAAACUGGCAUCCGUAGCGGCUGUUACGACUAUCAAUGCAUCAGUCGCUGGAGGAUUUGUUGCUUUUGUGGUGAGCUAUGUUGCAAAAGGCGGCAAAUUCGAGCUGCAUUACAUCAUCAGCGGGACUCUAGGAGCGCUGGUAUCUAUCACCUCUCAGUGUGCAGUGGUCGCCCCCGUCGAGGCAUUCGCCAUAGGAGCCAUAGGGGGUGCACUGACUCUAGCGAGCCAUGAACUACUGACCAAAGUGUUGAAAGUGGAUGACCCUGUGGGUAGUGUCAGUGUGCAUGGGGUGGGAGGGGCAUGGGGCGUGAUCUCUCUUGCCAUAUUCGCACAUGCUGACUUCACUGAAGUAGGACUCAUUGAUGAUUCAGGUUUGAUUGCCGGUGGUCAUAUUUCUCUUCUCGGAAAACAGCUGGUGUACUUGAUGAGUAUAAGUGCAUGGACUGUGUUGACAACGUAUGCAGUUUUGAAGCCACUCGAUCUGCUCAUUGGACUCAGGGCUAACUUAGUCGUAGAGAUUUUGGGUGCGGAUUUGGUUGAACACAGUUUGUCUGGCAGUUACGAUCACAAGACCAGAUUUGUGUUCGAUGAACUCCACAACGUGGUCGGAAGAGUGAGUACUCACUGGGGAAAAGACAAGGAAGUCGACGAGUUGGAGAAACUGUACAAUAAACUACAAGCUACCAACAGGGCCAACUACAUUCUCAAAUUGCGCCGAGGUUGGGGAGAGACGAACAGAGACAGCAGCAGGUACUCCAGCAGAAGGAAGUACAACUGGACUGGACUGGUGGGCAACAACAGUUUUUUCCUCAAUGGACAGAAUGAACCCAACCAGGAUCCGAAGGCGUCUAACUUAAGAGCCAGACAUCCUUCUGGUCCGCAGAACUUGAACCGAAACAACACAACUACAGAUGCGCUGGCGCAGAUAAACGAGGCUUUCACUACAGAUUAAUGCGGGCAU
Molecule: messenger RNA, 1191 nt
Organism: Symsagittifera roscoffensis
Lineage: Eukaryota; Metazoa; Xenacoelomorpha; Acoela; Convolutidae
Product: putative ammonium transporter 3
Exons: 9
Coding region: 1-1182 (393 amino acids)
Biological process (GO): ammonium homeostasis; ammonium transmembrane transport
Cellular component (GO): plasma membrane
Molecular function (GO): ammonium channel activity
Source: RefSeq, a predicted model, not a curated record